UCCGCCCGGGUUGAAACUGCCUUGCGCUCUGCAGGCGUAUUAUAUAGUCCGUUUCAAACUCGCCAUGAGAAUCUCGGGAGCUUCCCAUCUCUCUCCAGGUCUGUCUUGUCCCCGAUUGCAGCGUCUCUCGCAGCGAGCGGGGGCGAGGACGCGCUGUUUCGCAGCCUGAAAAGAGGGGACGGAAGAAAAAGCGGGGAAUUCCUUGCGAGGAGCCAGAAGAAAGCCGGCAGAGGGAGGAGAUGGAUGGUGGGGAGACUCGGGCGUUCCUAACUCCGCCAGCACAUUCCAGGAUGGUGCUCCAAAAGGAUUCGUUCCCCUACAUUUGAUUCUUCUCCUCUCCUGCUUCUUUGCCCAGGAGUUAGAGACCCUAAGAUGUCUUUGGCGUUGGGGCUCCUGGGCUUAGUUCUUCUGCAUACAGCCCUUUGCAAUUACUCAGAAGAUCAGUGUAGCUGGAGGGGGAGUGGUCUGUCGCAGGAAUCGGGCAGCGUGGAACAGAUCUCCUUGCACUGUGCUGAGGGAUCCCUGGAGUGGCUGUACCCGGCAGGAGCCUUGCGCCUGAGCCUUUUCCCCCGCCUUCCCACAGGCACCACCAGCAGAGAGACCCCCAGGCGGGUGACAGCCUGCAUUAAGUCCUCCAACAGCUUCCGAGGAGCUCAGAUUUACUUGGAGAGGGACGGCGUCUUGGAGCUCCUCCUCUCGGAAGCCGACGCUACCUUGCAGCCCAAGGUGCGCUGUUUUAGCUGGCUGCCCAAGGAGAAGGUAGCUCUGUUCCUCCAGUCCACCUUACACCAGGACAUCAGCCGCCGGAUCGCUGCCUUCCGCUACGAGCUGCGGGGUGACUGGAACUCCCGCUUCUCGUGGCCGUCCAGGAACCUUAGCAUGGAAGAUGCAGGGAGCUGCCGUCCGUGUAACAACACUGAGAUUCUGAUGGCCGUUUGCACUAGUGAUUUUGUCAUCCGUGGCAAUAUUCGGACAGUCUCCAAUGACAUGGAGUCGCAAGAAUCCAUCAUCGGUGUCACUGCCACCCGGAUCCACCGCCAGAAGUUUGCCUUGUUCCAACCGGUUGGCAAAUAUGGGAAAUCCACGGGCAGCAUCCGUACUCUGCUACGGUGUGGGGUGAAGCCAGGACCUGGCAGCUUCCUGUUCACUGGGUGGCUGCAUUUUGGGGAGGCUUGGCUCAGCUGCGCUCCUCGCUACAAAGACUUCCGCCACAUCUAUGAGGGCGCGCGCCAAGCUCACGAAAACCCCUGCGAAGUCUCCUUGGACUGAUUUGAGAUGGCAAGUGGGUGGCAGGAGUCCUGCCCCAGAUUUUGUCAAGAGGGCAAGAUCCACACACACACAAACAAACCACACCAUGACCAUGACCAUGCUGAAAAUGGCAUUUCCUGGCUUAACAGUGGUAGGCGAGACUUGUCUUUUGAACCCAGAGGGAACAAGCUCUUUUCUUUCCUGUAUGAGACUGAUGACCCUACCCGUAACUUUCUCAUUGGGUCUCUCCAGCAAAGGGAGGAAUUGUAGGCCAAGCAAAAGGGCAACUGAGCUGCUCUCUGCUUAGGUUGGAACAUGCCACAAAUUGCAUAAAGGGAAUUGAGAAUCUCCCAGUGUGGGGAAUGUUGUCUUGCUCAGGA
Molecule: messenger RNA, 1628 nt
Organism: Zootoca vivipara (common lizard)
Lineage: Eukaryota; Metazoa; Chordata; Lepidosauria; Squamata; Lacertidae
Gene: METRN
Product: meteorin, glial cell differentiation regulator
Biological process (GO): positive regulation of axonogenesis; glial cell differentiation
Molecular function (GO): hormone activity
Source: RefSeq, a predicted model, not a curated record